UCAUUUAGUUACAUCUACCUGGAGUUAUUCAAACAUACUUAAACCCUUUAUUUUUCAUGGGAACAUAAUAAAAACCAAGACGGCAAUAACCUUGCAGAAUCAGGUUUACAAUAAAAGCCCACUUUGAUAACUUUGUAUAUAAAUAUACGAAGAAAAGAAGCUGCAUUUAGUACCACCUGAAACCCACAAUGAAAAGUUUUGUGUUGUAUGUGGUGGUUUUAGUGACUCUAUGUGAGGGGAUUUCACUUCCUUCUAGUUUUCGAAAAUGUAGUAGAAAAGAACGCGAUUUUAACCAGUGCUUGAGUCUAGCUAUCAACGAUGCUUUCACACAACUGGACAAACCUUUAGAAGACUAUGGUCUUCCAAAUUUGGCCCAUCUUGAAUUCCCACACAACUGCAAAGUCGCAUUUGGAAAUAGUACUGAUGGUCUAAGACAAGAAUUUACCAAAUUUACGGCGACAGGUUUCUCAAACCCAAUAAACACCACAGCAAGCAUGGACUUUGGAAAAAACGUUUUAACUCUUAAAGUAACUUACCACCAGCUGCUUUACCGGGGUGAAUACAUAGCACAAGGGAGAGUAUUUCUUUUACCUGUGGAUAUUAUGACACCAGUGGUUAUAACUUGGGAUCUGCCUACGUACACAUUCACCUUCAUGUUGGAAGAAUUUAUGAGAGAAACGAAAUACUACAAAGUAGUCAACAGUGACAUAGACAUGCAACCUCGAAGUCUGGCUUUCCACUUUGAGAAGUUGUUCGACGAUCAGCGUCUUAACGAUGCACUGAAUGAGGCCAUGUCUAAAAAAUGGCUACAAAUUUUUACCCGGUUGAAAUAUAAAGAAAAGGUCUUUGCACCGUUUUUCGGUACAUUUUUUAACAACUUUUUAGAGAGAGUUCCAGUUUCUGAGAUUUUUGGUUAAGUGAUUUGUAUUGAUUUAAACAACUUCAGCUUAUAAAUGUAUUGUAUGAGUACUUUUAGUUUUGCUUAAUUUCUUCAAAUAAUAAGUAUGUAAGAAUUU
This is a messenger RNA of Zophobas morio, 1016 nucleotides long. RefSeq lists its product as uncharacterized. NCBI's taxonomy places the organism in Eukaryota, Metazoa, Arthropoda, Insecta, Coleoptera, Tenebrionidae. The coding region runs from base 189 to 917 and encodes 242 amino acids. The transcript is spliced from 4 exons. The record is from RefSeq and is a predicted model, not a curated record.